AUGUCGCACCCUUCAGAUAGCUUGCUAGAUGCCGACUUGACCUUCUCUCAGCCUCCCUUCUCCUCGUUGGACCCCCGAAUCCUCAAAGCGCUGGCCGAUCAAAAAUUUGCACACCCGACGCUCGUCCAGGCCAAGGCCAUCCCGCUACUCUUGGAGGGCAAGGAUGUACUCGCUCGAGCGCGCACAGGAAGCGGAAAGACGGCUGCUUACUGCGUCCCCGCGGUGCAGAAGGUUCUGGCCACAAAAGAGUAUCAAGCGACCCGUGUUGUUAUCGUGGUCCCCACGCGAGAGCUGUCCAUGCAAGUGGCGACCUUCCUCGGGGAGCUCACUGUAUAUUGCGAGGAGGCAAUCAAGGUGGUAAAUGUGGCUGCGGGUGCGGCGAAUCUGCAAAGAAUUCUGCUUAAUGAAAACCCUGACAUCAUCAUCUCCACGCCAUCCCGCCUUCUUUCGCUCUUGCUAUCCAAGUCAAUUGACCUCUCCCUUCUCGCCUUCCUGGCGAUAGACGAAGCGGAUCUGCUCUUGUCGUACGGCCACAAGGACGAUAUGGAGACCAUCCUUGCCACGCACGUCCCUAGGCUAGGGGUGCAGGGCUGCUUGGUUUCGGCGACGCUCAGCGAGGACGUUGAGGGCAUCAAGGCAUGGCUCAAGCAGCCAGCCAUUCUCACACUGUCUGAACACACGGCAUCCCUUCUUACCCAAUUCGUAACCCAUACCACCGAACGCGACAAGUUCCUCCUCAUCUACGUCCUGCUCAAGCUCAAGCUUAUCCGCGGUAAAUCCAUCGUCUUUGUCAACGAUAUUGACCGAGGGUAUCGUUUAAAGCUCUUCCUCGGGCAAUUUGGCAUCAAGACCUGCGUCGUUAACUCGGAACUCCCGCUCGCCAGCCGAUAUCACGUCGUUGAGGAAUUUAAUCGAGGCGUCUAUGACGUGGUAGUGGCGACGGACGAGGCGAAUGAAGAGGAGGUACAGCCGCGGAAAAGGCAAAAGGUCGACCCCGCUUCGAUGGCGAGGGGAAUCGACUUUACCAACGCAGCUUCCGUCAUCAACUUUGAUCUCCCGUCAACGCCUACAUCGUACAUGCACCGGGUCGGCAGGACGGCGCGUGCCGGACAAAGCGGUCUCGCCUUAUCGUUCGUCGUGCCCAAGGAGCAGUGGGGAAAGGACAGACCGGUAUCAGUGGCAUCGGCGGAACGGGAUGAGGUGGUCUUGCCGAAGAUCAGAGACGUGGCGGGCGAGAUCAAGGAUUGGGAUUGGGGAGGGCGGAAAAAGGAAAUUGAGGGGUUCAGAUACCGAAUGGAAGAUGCGCUGAGAGCAGUGACAGCGAAGCGUGUGCAGGAUGCUAGACGGGAGGAGGUCAGGCGCGAGUUGCUGAACAGUGAAAAGCUCAAGGCCCACUUUGCUUCCAAUCCACUAGACUUGGACUACCUCCGGCACGAUACUAUAUCACACCCCGUCCGGCAGCAAUCACAUCUCAAACAUGUACCAGGGUAUCUGAUGCCAAAAAUCGCAGCCGCUCCGCUAGGUACAGGGGAUGUCGCCGAGGGAUCAGGUGUAAGCUUUCAUAAGCGAGGUGGGAGCAGGGGACGCGGCGGGCGUGGCGGACGAGGACGUGGCGGGAAAAAGGUGGAUCCGUUGCGUAUGAAGGGGUAA
Molecule: messenger RNA, 1650 nt
Organism: Dioszegia hungarica
Lineage: Eukaryota; Fungi; Basidiomycota; Tremellomycetes; Tremellales; Bulleribasidiaceae
Product: putative ATP-dependent RNA helicase
Exons: 6
Coding region: 1-1650 (549 amino acids)
Cellular component (GO): nucleolus
Molecular function (GO): nucleic acid binding; ATP binding
Source: RefSeq, a predicted model, not a curated record